AUGGAGAAGAAAGAGUUUUGGAUAAACUUGAGAGACGAAGACUUAACCGAAGAAACAAAGACUCUAUUCUCUUCACUUCCUUCAGAACAGUACCUUGGUCGAGACCUCUGCAACUACCAAGGUUCUUGGUACUACGACAGCUUUCUCCAAGGUGUCCUCAAUUUCCAGAGAGGUUUUCAGCCUCAAGACACCGAUGUCAUCAUCGCGUCCUUCCCCAAAUGCGGUACCUUAUGGCUCAAGUCACUCACAGUUGCGCUCUUCGAGAGGUCAAAGAACCGUUCUUCCGAUGAUCCUACGAGCCAUCAUCACCAUCCUCUUUUAUCCAAUAAUCCUCACAACCUCGUACCGGUUCUCGAGAUGAAUCUAUACCGGGACACCCAAAACCCGGACUUGACGACCAAGCUCUCGUCGUCGUCCCCAAGGCUGUUCUCUACUCACACGCCUUUCCAUACGCUGCAAGAAGCUCUCAAGGACUCUCCUUGCAAGAUAGUGUACAUCUGCAGGGAUGCUAAGGAUUCUCUGGUGUCACGUUGGCAUAUCAUCUGUCGCUGUCUGAAUAGAGAAGAGGACAGAAGCAUUCUUGAGUCUAUGUUCGAAUCCUUUUGCAGCGGAGUUUGCUUGUUUGGUCCGUUCUGGGAUCAUAUCCUGAGUUAUUGGAAAGGUAGUGUGGAAAACCCAAAACAUGUGCUUUUUAUGAGGUACGAUCAAAUGAAAACAGAUCCUCAUGGUCAGCUCAAGAAACUUGCAGAGUUCUUGGGUUGUCCCUUUUCUGAGGAAGAAGAAAAUAAUGGAUCUGUGGCUAAGAUCUUGGAGAUGUGUUCUCUGUCUAACCUUGGAAGCUUGGAGGUUAACAAGACCGGAAAAUCGAUCAAUGGCAUAGACUACAAAAACCAUUUCCGCAAAGGGAUAGUUGGUGACUGGAAAAAUCAUCUUACUCUGGAAAUGGGGAACGAAAUCGACAUGAUCAUGGAGGAGAAGCUCAAAGAUUCCGGUUUGAAGUUCUAA
Molecule: messenger RNA, 1005 nt
Organism: Thlaspi arvense
Lineage: Eukaryota; Viridiplantae; Streptophyta; Magnoliopsida; Brassicales; Brassicaceae
Source: the annotation of a GenBank genome assembly